This is a messenger RNA of Artibeus jamaicensis (Jamaican fruit-eating bat), 3927 nucleotides long. It is a transcript of the gene TCP11L2, whose product is annotated as t-complex 11 like 2. The transcript is spliced from 10 exons. Gene Ontology annotation, biological process: signal transduction. NCBI's taxonomy places the organism in Eukaryota, Metazoa, Chordata, Mammalia, Chiroptera, Phyllostomidae. The record is from RefSeq and is a predicted model, not a curated record. Bases 199 to 1758 code for a protein of 519 amino acids.
UCAGCGUGGGGCGGGGGUGGUAGGGGGACCAGGAGGUUGGAGGUGUUGGGAUUGGGCAGUGUUCCAGGUGCUUGUGCUGGCCUGGGAGAGGGACGCGCGGAGACCCUUGCCCCGGGCUCACGCAGCCGCCUUUCUCCGCCGCCUGUCUCCGCGCGGGGCCCGGUUCUGGCUCUUCGCCCCACACUCAGGUGACUCAAAAUGCCCUUCAAUGACGAGAAGCAGUGCAUGGGCGAGGACCAGCCCAGCGACACCGACUCUUCCCGGUUGUCCGAAAGCACAGCCUCGCUCAGCGACUACGAGUGCUCCAGGCGGAGCUUUACCAGCGACUCCUCCAGCAAGUCCAGCUCUCCGGCUUCCAGCCCUCCCAGGGUUGUAACCCUUGACGAAGUGAUGGCCACGGCGAAGAACUUAGUCAACUUGACUCUUGCUCAUGAGAUUGCUGUCAAUGAGAACUUUCAGGUGAAACAUGCUGACCUCCCUGAGAACAGCUUGGCCAGCCGAGUGAAAAGCAUCGUCCACCAGGCCUACUGGGACGUCUUGGAAUCAGAACUGAAUGCUGAGCCUCCCGAGUACGACCACGCCAUCAAACUGUUUGAAGAAAUCAGAGAGAUUCUUCUCUCUUUUCUGACUCCUGGUGGUGGGAACCGGCUGCGCAACCAGAUCUGUGAGGUUUUGGACACAGACCUCAUCAGGCAGCAGGCCGAGCACAGCGCGGUCGACAUCCCCGGCCUGGCCAGCUAUAUCAUCAGCACGAUGGGGAAGCUGUGCGCUCCCGUGAGGGACGACGACGUCAGAAAGCUGAAGGCUACGGGCAACAUCGUGGAGGUGCUGAGACAAAUAUUUCAAGUCCUGGAACUCAUGAGUAUGGACAUGGCCAAUUUUCUAAUUCGGAGUUUUAGACCACAUUUUCAACGCCAGCUGGUGGAUUAUGAGAGAAGCAAGUUCCAGGAAAUUUUAGAAGAAACUCCAAGUGCUCUUGAUAAAACUACACAGUGGAUAGAAGAAUCUGUAAAUGAAGAAUUACUUUCUCUUUCUGAGACCGCUUUAACUCCUGGGGCUGAAAGCAGCUCUAAGCCAAGCCUGAGCCCUACACUGGUGCUAAAUAACAGUUACUUGAAACUGUUGCAGUGGGAUUAUCAGAACAAAGUAUUUCCAGAGACACUGAUUACAGAAGAAGCGCGUCUUCAGGAACUGACAGAAAAGCUGAAUCAAUUGAAAAUUAUUGCCUGCCUGUCCCUCAUCACCAGCAACACGGUGGGCGCCGUCACCGAAGGCCUCCCUGAGCUUGCGGGCAGGUUAAAGAGGAUUUCGGCUGUUUUACUUGAAGGCAUGUGUGGAAAGACCUUUAACUUGAAGGAAGCCCUGCAUUCCAUCGGUGUUAAGAGUUGUGCUGAGAUCAACAAGACCCUGGUGGAGAGAGGCUUGCCCACGUUAAGUGCUGAGGUUCAAGCUAACCUUACAGGUCAAUUUUCAAGCAUUGAAAAGGAGGACAGUCCCAUCCGGUCUUUGAUUGAUAAACGAAUCCAGCUAUACCUGAAGAGCCUACUCUGUCUUCCAAGCCCGAAACAGUGCUUGCCUCCCAUGCCCGGAGGCCUGGCUGCCGUUCAGCAGGAGCUGGAAGUGCUGGGCUGUCAGUACGCAAACAUCGUGAAUCUCAACAAACAGGUGUAUGGGCCGUUUUAUGCGACCAUACUUCGGAAGCUGCUCUUCGGCGAGGAAGCCGUGGGGAAGACAGACGCUUCGUCUUCCACUAACUAACGAGGAACUGACACUGGAGAAGAGGCCGGAAAUCCGGCGCUUCCGCGUGGCGUCUGUUUCCAGCGAUGGCAUUUCCGAUGGGGCACAUUCUCAGUCCUGUCCGCGGUGCGGUGUUACCCGGAUCCGUAUAACCCAGAAAUAUCAGUUGCAAAAGACACACAAACCACACAGGCCCAUACAUCAUUCUCUUUCUCUUUUUUACUUGUCCGGAGGUAACUGGCAGCAAUGGCGAAGUUGAGUCAUGCUGCCAAUUCGUAAUUAAUUAUAUGACCUUGUAGUACUUGUAAAUGUUUUGUUAAACAUUUAUAUUUGGCUUAUACGUUCAACCCUUCAGGAGUUGUAUUUCCUCAUUUAUCACCGUCAAAUCUAAUGAUUUUUAAUUUUGGUACAACUUAAAGGGUCGAAAAGUUGUGAGAAUAACUAAGGAGACUGAUGUUCUAAAUACAUGAUGUGAUGUAAGCAUAACUAUGUUUGAGAUGUACAGUUAAAAAAAAGAAAUGUGCAAUGAAAUUGUCUUGAUGUGUAAAACAGACUUACAUAGUAAGUCCUAAAAUUCCACAAAUGUACCAGCUCAAAAUUUAUAAUACCAAUCGUCAGUAUUUGUGUAGAAUUUAAACUUAUUAAAUAUAUUUUAAAGCUAUAUGCACAUUUUAGAUAAAACCUCCCUUAUUCAUGUAGUGAAAACAGAAACAAAUCCCUUCUAAAACUUUAUCCGGGAGGUUGGUUUGUCCUCGCAAUUUAUCCUGCUCUCUGAGAGAAACAUUUUUUGCACAAAUCUCUUAGUGAAUGUCUUUGCAUUUCUCAGGCCAUUGGUAAGGUUUAUAUAAAAUUUUAAUAUUUUUACAUAAGGCAGGAAUGGUCUGAAUUGGUUUACUUGUAAGAAGAGGGGAAGUUUAAGAAGAAAACAAGGUGCCCAGGAGAUCCCCAUUCUCAGUAAAGUUCAUAAAACAGUAGUUAAACUUUGGAUUUUUUAACCACAUAACUUGCUAGCAAAUGCCUUCUGUGCCGGUUAGAUGCUUGCGCCCUGCUCCAACCAUGGCGCUCUUCGAAGCGUCGUCAUCAUUUCACGUUCUGGAGCACGACAUCAGACUCUGCUCCGCUGACUCUGGUUGUCAGAGGAUUUUAGAGGAGUCUGCUCGUCCUAGAAUUGUUGCCUACUACUUCGGAAGUAUUAAGGGAAGUGUCAGUUUGGGCAGACUCAGUCUAGAAAGUGCUUUCUCUGCAUAAAACAUUUCUGAUGGUUUUGUUUUCUGAGGGCUCCUUGAACCUCAGUAGGUUGCUGGGGAAGAGUGGGCAGGAAAGUAAAAGUUCCCCAUCCUCCCCCACGCCCCCCCUGUGAUAGCGCUCCUCCUUCAUGAAGCAGAGCUCUUAACUAAUGAUGGUGUGAAUAAAUUACCUCCAGUCUGCACGUUCUGGAGGCAUCUGCCAAAUUUCGAGGAAAUUUUGAAAGGCGAUUUUCCUUUUCUCACACGACCAAAUACGUAAAGCAGCCAUUCUGUCCCUUGAAGCUGGUGGGCGUGUGAAUGGACACUUGCUGAAGAGCGCAUCGCGGCCUCGCCCUCCCCCUUCCUGUGCUCCCAUUCUGCCCGUGCUUCUCUGUGCUCAGAAACCACACGGUGCUGUAGACUUUUGUUUUCAUUUUCUCUUAAGCUGAAGAAGCUUUCAACUUCGUUCACUUCGGGGCCUGAGCGGCAAGGAGGGUCUCAGAGCAUUGUGUGAAUUCUUGUGUUGCUUUCUGAGGUGAGCUGUGUACUUGACAGGAAGGCCAGGUGCACUUUUUAAUGAUCGAUCAGAUUGCAGUCCAGCUGGUAUUCUUACAUACUUGACUACACCGCAGUUGCCAGCGGGAAAACAACGCGCAAACAUUUUUUUAAAAUGCAUUUUAAAUGAAGGGCAUUCUGCUUUUUUUAAGUGGCAAAGUAAAUCUCAAUGUCUUGAGUCUGGAUUUAGGCAACUACAUUAUUAGGAUUUUUUACAUCAUAUCCCGUAGCACGUUGUCUAAUCUGGUUUUUACCUAAAUGUUUACUUCUACUUUUAAGGUUUUCUUAACAUGGUCUUCUUUUGUAACGUCAAUUUGAUUGAGCACCAUACACAUAUUUUCAUUCUUCUACUGCUAAAACAUGUUGUGUGUACUGUUAAAUUUUAAGCAUUAAAUAUUAUUUCAACAUA